Molecule: messenger RNA, 1239 nt
Organism: Lotus japonicus
Lineage: Eukaryota; Viridiplantae; Streptophyta; Magnoliopsida; Fabales; Fabaceae
Product: tetraspanin-3
Exons: 2
Coding region: 144-1004 (286 amino acids)
Biological process (GO): auxin-activated signaling pathway
Cellular component (GO): plasma membrane; plasmodesma
Source: RefSeq, a predicted model, not a curated record
ACACUUGACUUAUAAAUUCAUUCAUUAAAUUCUCAUCACUACCAUAACUCACUUUUCAAUUUUCCAUCUUCAGAUUCAAAUACAAGAAGGAAAAAAAAAAACAGUCUCACAAUCACUCAAAAAAAUUCAGAGAAAUCACAAAGAUGAGAACAAGCAACCAUUUGAUUGGUGUACUAAACUUCUUAACAUUCCUACUCUCAAUUCCAAUUCUAGGAGGUGGAAUCUGGCUAAGCAGCAGAGCAAACAACACAGACUGUCUCAAGUUCCUCCAAUGGCCAUUAAUCAUCAUCGGCGUGAGCAUCAUGGUGGUAUCAUUAGCCGGUUUCGCCGGCGCGUGUUACCGGAACACGUUUCUGAUGAGGCUCUACCUGGUGGUGAUGUUUUUGGUGAUUGCAGUGCUGAUUGGUUUCAUAAUCUUCGCGUACGUGGUUACAGAUAAAGGGUCAGGGAGGAGGGUGUUGAACCGUGGUUACAUGGAUUAUUACUUGCAGGAUUACUCUGGGUGGUUGGAGGAGCGUGUGGCUAGUCAUAGCUAUUGGGGGAAGAUUGCUUCUUGUGUGAGGGAUUCUAAGGUGUGUGCUAAGAUGGGGAGGGUGGAUUCUAAUGGGAUUCCUGAACCUGCUGAUGUGUUUUAUCUCAGAAAGCUCACCUCUGUUCAGUCUGGUUGCUGCAAGCCCCCAACAGAUUGUGGCUACAUCUAUCAGAACGAGACUGUGUGGAACCUUGGAUCAGGAUUAAUGUCUGCGAACCCUGAUUGCUCGAAGUGGAGCAAUGACCAAGGGUUUCUCUGCUAUCGCUGUGAUUCUUGCAAAGCUGGUGUGCUAGCUAGUCUCAAGAAGAGUUGGAGAAAAGUUUCGGUCAUCAACAUUGUUGUUAUGAUCAUUCUUGUGAUUGUUUACAUCAUUGCUUAUGCAGCUUACAGGAACAACAAAAGGAUGGAUAAUGAUGAACCUUAUGGUGAAGCUAGGAUGACAAAGUCACAUCCUAGUCACUUUCAACUUUAACUGCUCUGUUUUGAUGAUGCCAAAGAGGUUCAACAACAGCCAACCUGUCUUAGGAUUAUGGGGAUUUUAGUGUUUUGUAACUAGGUUGCUCUUAUGGUUUUGUAUCAAACUCUUGUACCAAAUGUGUUUGUUAUGUUUACCUAAUGUUCGACCUCUGUUUUUUUGCUUUUAAGAAGAUACUCAUUUUGUAAUUUGUUGAAAUUAAGUAUUAACAGCUUUGUAAAUUUGGAGAAAA